AUCAGCUGAGCCGCAACAAAAGCGCCCUGUUACCGACGUAUACAGCGAGCGCGGGGCACGUAGCGUUUACGCAGUCGACGCCAGUGCACUCUCGGCCAGCGCGCCAGCUCUCCGCUUUCCUGCGAGUCCAGCAGGCCUAGCGCAAGCGAGAAACAGCGUUGUGCUGCAGUAGAGCCCAGAGCGUUCCGCGCGGGCGAAAAAAAAAGCGGAGACCGGCCGAAACGAGCCCUCCCAGCGCACUGAUCACGCGCCGCGCCAGAGCGCACCGUUGGCUCCUUUUUUCUGAACGGCGCGGCCGAAACGAUGUCGCAAAUGCGCUGCUCGAACCCCGAGUGCCGUUCGACGGACAUCGACUGGAACGAGAGUUCCGGUGAUGCCGUUUGUGUCCGCUGCGGUACGGUUUGUGAAGAAUCCACAAUUGUAGCGUCAGUAGAAUUUACCGAAGGAGCGGGCGGUUCCGGCGUCGUCGGCCAGUUCGUCUCAGCGCAGUGCACGAAGCCCUUCGGCACGCUCGGCGCGAACUACGGGUCCUCUGGGAGACCGAAGUACGGCUUUCUACGUAGUUCUAGAGAAACGACGCUCGCGGCCGGCAAACGAAAAAUCGAGCAGGUCGCGAAUAGUCUGAGGUUGGGCCAGCACUACGUCGACGGCGCGGAUCGCAUUUUCAAGUUGGCAGCUCAAAGGAACUUCACGCAAGGGAGAAAAACUUUACACGUUGUGUGUGCGUGUCUCUACGUCAUGUGUCGUCGGGAGAAAUCCGCACACAUGCUCGUCGACUUCUCGGAUGUCUUACAAGUCAACGUUUAUAGUCUGGGUGCGACGUUCCUGAAGUUUCGACGCGUCCUCAACUUGGAAUUACCCCUGGUCGACCCGUCGUUGUAUAUUCAUAGAUUUGCCGCCAAGCUGGAACUAGGCGACGCGGCUUCUGCGGUAGGCGCGACGGCGCUGAAAGUAGUGCAAAGGAUGAAGCGGGACUGGAUCGAGACCGGCCGGCGACCGGCCGGUGUGUGUGCCGCGGCUUUACUUGUGUCUGCAAGAGCCCACGGCUUUCAUAGGACGCAACAGGACGUCGUUUCAGCUUUGCGAGUCUGCGGCAUGACCGUGUCCAAAAGACUGGCCGACUUCCAAGCAACACCAGCAGCACAAUUAACAUUGAGAGAGUUCCACGCGCAAGCGGACAGUACCGAGGAACAGGACCCUCCUUCCUUCCAACUUAGUCAAAGGCGGACGGAGAACGAGGAACGGGCGAGGAAGGGCUUACCAUUGUUACCCAAAGAUCCUAGAACAGAUCAACAAUUAUGUCUACCGGCUCCAGGAGCCUUGGCACAAACGGCAACGGCGCUGGUCCAGCACGCGCGCGUGCACGCCGCUCGACGGAAGCCCCCUCAACCUCGAUCGAUAACAUCCCAUCGACGGCAAAAACAAUUUGAGUCAGCGAAGUCGGAGAUGUACGACGAGAUCAGGGAGGCCUUCGAGAUCCAAAAGGCCGAGGCGCCCGCGAGGCCCGUGAUUCAACGAAAAACAAUUGAGAAUGGGGAGGAGGACCCGAGCGAUUUCAGUGAUGUCGCCGAUGCGGAUGUGGACGCCUUCGUGCUGAGUGCCGAGGAAGCGCGAAAGAAGGCCGAGAUGUGGGAGCGCAUGAACGAGGACUACAUCCACAGACAAGAGGAGAAGAACAAGUUACGGGAAGCGAGAGAACAAGCUCAAGCGCAAGGCCAGCCGCCGCCCGGUAAAAAACCAAAACCCAGAAAGAAGUCGUCGAAGAAGAUGGCUCGUUUAGGCAAUCAGACGGCUGCUGAAGCCGUCCUCGACGUCGUCGAGAAGAAGCGCUUCUCGAAGAAGAUCAAUUAUACGGUCUUACAAGGUAUCUUCGGCGGUCAAAAGAAGCGGAAAAGUGCUGAUUCGCCCGGUGCUUCCAAGAAAAUGAAGCCUAUUGCAGAAGAAGAGGAGGACGACGACGACGACGGGGCGCCGGAGGUGCCGGGGACGACCAUAUAAGUGGGGUUGCAUGUG
Pelagomonas calceolata is the source of this 2013-nucleotide messenger RNA. Lineage: Eukaryota; Pelagophyceae; Pelagomonadales; Pelagomonadaceae. The record is from the annotation of a GenBank genome assembly.